This is a messenger RNA of Drosophila miranda, 2701 nucleotides long. RefSeq names its product pyridoxal-dependent decarboxylase domain-containing protein 1. Gene Ontology annotation, cellular component: intracellular membrane-bounded organelle. Gene Ontology annotation, molecular function: pyridoxal phosphate binding; carbon-carbon lyase activity. Gene Ontology annotation, biological process: carboxylic acid metabolic process. The transcript has 6 exons. NCBI's taxonomy places the organism in Eukaryota, Metazoa, Arthropoda, Insecta, Diptera, Drosophilidae. The record is from RefSeq and is a predicted model, not a curated record. Bases 107 to 2686 code for a protein of 859 amino acids.
CGAUGAAUUACCAUCUACAUCAGCAGCAGCAGCACACACACUCUCACACAGAGGAAAACAAUUACUUCGCAUCAAAGAGAUAAAGUAAAAUAAGCGCAUCAGAACCAUGUCAGCGGCUGGUAGAGUUGAUGACGAGCCGACAACGAUACCAGCUACUCAGGAACCACCAUCCUCAGGCCCAUCGACGCCAGCGGUGGCCGAAAUAGCCGCUUCUAGUAUUCGUUCGGGAUUGGCCGAGCUGGAGCUCAGAUCGUCCCAGGUCCUGCAGCGACUGGAGAAUGUGAAGACCGUGCCGGGUACGGGUGCGGGUGCAGGUGGCGACAGUCCGAACGGAGCCAGCGCCAAUGAUGUCGAGGAGGAAUCCGAUCCGCAUACGGUGGGUAAAGAGUUAGAUCAACUGCCGUUCACCCAGCUGCGUCCUGAGCAUCGUGUGCCCUCAGAUAUACUGAAGUCGUUGGAACAACUAGUGGCUUACACGGACAGCGUUGAUGAUCCCGAGUUCCCCCUACCGGCCCUCGACGAUGUCUCUCAUCUGGCCCUUAUCUCUCACAGCAUUGUGGCGUAUCUGUCGCAUCUAGACCGGCAGCAUUUGCUGCGUGUGACUAAUAGCAUAUCCGGAGAUGCCACCCGCUGGCUGGGCACACUGUUCCACUUCACCAAUCCAGCCAGCAGCUUUCACGCAGAUAAUGCUGAUGCCAUUCUACGCACCGUGCGCCUGGCCAUCGUCGCCCGGUGCCCCGGCUAUCUAGAGGGUGGGAUUCCGGCCCUGGCUCAGCCCUGCUUCUACAUUUCCGAGAAUACGACACCGGUGAGGCUGCAGUAUGCCUGCCGCCAGCUGGGCAUCCCGGUAGACGCCAUUAAAAUCAUACCCGAGCACAGUCAGUACGGCACCAUGGACCUGACCCAAUUGCAGAAGCAAAUCCAACUGGAUUUGUCGGCCAGUAGGACCCCCCUGCUGGUGGUAGCGGACAUUGGGGCAUCGCUAUGUGGCUACGUGGACAGCCUGCAGCGACUGCGGGACGUGUGCAAGCCGCACAACAUGUGGCUUCAUGCCAGUGGCCAUGGCCUGGCCGCUCUCGUGUGUGCCCAGAGCCGGGGCCAUGUCGACGAUGUCCUGCACUCGAUGGCCCUGAAUUUGGGCAGCUGGCUGGGAGUUCCCAGUCUGCCCAUUGUCCUGUUGCAUCGUCCACUCCUGAACAGUGCUCUAAGUGCCUUCGAAUCCGAUCCGAUCCUGUCGCGACGCCUCAACUCGCUGUCGCUGUGGACCAGUCUGCAGGCGCUGGGCAGGAAAGCGAUUGCCGAGCGCCUCCAUGUGGCAUUUCAGACAUGCAGUAUUCUAUUCGAAAUCGCCUCCAAAUGCGAGGGUAUUCGUGUGCUGAGUCACACACCCGGGGCACAGACUGGUGCCUCUCUGUCGGACAUUAUCCAGAGUCCAUUCGAUGUUAACACUUUAUUUGACGCGGCUGCACCCGUGGUGGCGUAUCAGUUCGAUGGCAGCACAACCAUUCCAAUUUCCGGCAACCUCGAGGCGGCCGAACGCGAGACGGGAGGCCUCAAGCCCCUGGAGAAGAUCAACAAUGCUUCCUAUUUUGAUCGCCUCAACUCCUGGCUGGGCCAGAUCUUGCAGCGUGACUGCCCCAAUUUUGACUUUGAAGUGAUUGAGCAUCCCACACAUGGCAGCUGCAUUCGCUAUUGUCCCCUGGAACUGGGCCUCGGGGAGCAGCCACCCAGCUCUGAGAAUCUGGAAAGCUUCGCCCAGAGUCUGGAGGCUCAUGUGGACAUUUUGCGGGCCACCAUCAAGCACAAGGCACGAUUCAUUUACCUGGUGGAGCGCAGCGAGGUGUUGCGUCUCGUUCCCCUACCCGAAUGGGCGGGCAUGGGCGGUGUUCGGUUUGUUCCUGAGAGCUGGGAGUCUCUACUGACGGAUCAGGCCAAAACCGAGCUGAACAAGCUCAACAUUGAUUUGGUCGAGACUCUCAAGUCAACGGACAAUGCCUUCUCGCUGGGCGAGGGCACUGACGGACUGAUUUGUGUGCGCUUUGGCAUGGUCACUCACGAGACCGAGGUGGAGGAGCUCCUUGAUUUGGUUGUCACUGUGGGCAAGAGUGUCCAGGAGAACUCGCGAGUGUUGGACACCAUGUCGGAGAUUGUCAAGAAGGGUAUUGAAGCUGUCACGGCUGAUCUUCAACGCGAAUCGGAGGAGAAACUCUGGCAGGAGGGCAUCCUGCGGCAUGUGCCCGUUGUCGGACGCGUUUUCAACUGGUGGUCCCCACCAGCCAAGGAGUCUGGCAUCAAGGGCCGAAGCCUUAAUCUAACCCAGGGCGUGGUCGAGAGCACGGAAAAUAUUUACAAGUAUCACAUGCAAAUGACUGGAGCAACGGCUCAUCAGCUGCCAGCGAAUCGUUCGCCACCAACACCCAUGGUGCAGACGCCAGUGGGUGCAACAUCCACGCAACAGCAGCCCGUCUUUCCCACUGUGGAGCCCGUGGCCGGAUCAGGUGAGGCUUCGCCUGACGUCCCCGAAGCGGGCUUGAAUUCAGGCGGUGCAGGUACGAUAGGCACAGCAGCAGUGCCUCCGCCCACUCUGAACCAUGUGGAUCAUGCUCGGACUGUCAGCCAGAGCAGUGCCAGCUCCUCGGUCGUCCCCGAAUUGGUGGCCGCAAACAGUGCAAUUACCAAUAAUUAAAAGCAAAAGUAAUUA